GCCAUCAUGAAAACAUUCGGCCGUCGUCGUCGUUGUCGUUAUCAUCGUUGUUCCUCCUCCGUCCUUGUGGGCUCUUCGGGAUUCAACUAAAUAUCGAACGGCUUUUGGACACGACGACGGCGGCUUCGUGAUACGUGACUUUAAGUAAUUUUAAUAAGUCAAAUAAAUAAUAAUAAAAUUAGUUUUACUGUGGCCACGUUCAAUUGUGUGUAUGAAGGUGAAGUAAGGCAAGUGAGUUGGAGACGUAAAGAUUUGCCGCGGGGAAAUCCUCGUUUUGUUAAGCCAAUACAAUUACACUAAAGUGUGAGUAAGAAAGAGUGAUACGUAAGAAAGAAAGAAAGAAAGAUCGAGAGAGUAUGAGACUAUACUAACUAUACGACAAGUAAGCUUUAGUAAAUGGUGUGCGUGUAUGUUCUUCCGCGAUACAGACACGGAGUCCACUUAAAUGCCUCAAAGACACUCUUACUCCAUGUUGUGCAUUGGUUGCAACACGAUUGCGUGCUGGAAAGUAAACGUGUGGUAACCGCCAAUUGUGGAUUAAUUGGCAACCAGAUUUUGCGAAAUUUCAGCGAAUAAAACUGAUUUACUGCAACAAUUUUCUGUUAAACGUGUUAGUGAAUCAAUAAAUAAACUAAAUUUAUAAAAAUAAAAAAUUUAUAAUUAAACAAAAUUUUCACCAAGAAAGAAAGUUUAAAACUAAAAACAAAAAUGGAGCGUGAGUCAAAUCCAAUGCAAGCUCUGUGUCGUAGUGGUUGUGGAUUCUAUGGCUCUCCUGCUACCGAUGGCCUUUGCUCUCUUUGUUUUAAAGAAAACCUUAAGAAGAAACAACAACCUCCAGUAUCUGCAGCUACUGUAUCAGCUUCACAAACCGUUUCUGGUAACGCUGGUACGUUGCAAAGCGGUUUCAGCAGUCCUGCGUCCACAGGAACAACUGCCCAGCCUACCAUUCCUACAAUUCCACAAACUACAACAGAUUUAUCUAGUUCCAAAGAGGUUAACAGGGACGAACAGGAAGCUGAAGUAGGCGCUAGCAGUGGGGCGGCUGAAGGAUCGGUAAGCAGUGUUGAUACGGAUGACUGCUUUGAUGGGAAAGAGACUGACAAAGAAUUCAAAAAGAAGAAAAAUCGUUGUGUUAUUUGUCGCAAGAAAGUCGGAUUAACUGGAUUCGAAUGUCGUUGUGGCGGACUCUUCUGCUCUGUGCAUCGAUACAGUGACAAGCACGAUUGCAAGUUUGACUACAGAGAAAUGGGCGCUCGAGAAAUUCGACGUAAUAAUCCAGUUGUUGUUGGUGAAAAAGUGCAAAAAAUUUGAACUAUUUAGUGCGUAGUCGUUGGGAAAAUGGUUAUAACUAUAUAAACAAAACAAAAACAAAAUAUUAAAAAAACAUGAAAAAACGAGAUAAAUUAUCUGGCAGCUGAUUGCACAUCGGGAAAUUGAAGAAUAUAAGUAAAAUGAAAAAGAAUGAUUGUAAUACAUGAGAAAUUGAUUGUAUGAUGAGUGAAUGAUGUCCAACAAUAAUGAUUGAAAAAAUAUAUAAUCUGCGAAUUUGGACAAGAAUAGAGAUACAAAAUAAUAAAAAUCUAUAUAAAUAAAUGAAUGAAUGAAUAAAUGUUAUAAAAAUAUGAUGGGUGUCAGUGCCAUGUCAGAUUAUCAUCUAGUGCGUUCCAAUUACAAAAUGAAAAAA
Chelonus insularis is the source of this 1684-nucleotide messenger RNA. RefSeq names its product AN1-type zinc finger protein 6 (gene drn). The transcript has 4 exons. Bases 709 to 1311 code for a protein of 200 amino acids. The record is from RefSeq and is a predicted model, not a curated record. Gene Ontology annotation, molecular function: DNA binding; zinc ion binding. NCBI's taxonomy places the organism in Eukaryota, Metazoa, Arthropoda, Insecta, Hymenoptera, Braconidae.